AUGUUUAUUCAGUUGUCCAGCUACAACUCCUCCAGUCUAGAGGGAUUUUACCGGGCUACGAAGGCAGCACUUGGAAUGUCUAAGAAAGAUAGAGCCUUAUCAUAUUUGCGAACAGGUCUUGUGAAUUGCCCAAAGGCAGAUGAACUCAAAACUUUGUACGAAGAAAUUAAUAAGGAAAAUGGAGAUGGUGAACCAUCAAGCAGUAACUCCACCUCAUCCAAACCUCACUUGGAAAAAGAAGAAACAAAGAAACACACAAAAAUACAUAACGGUGCUCAGGAAGAAGUGAAUAGUGUGGUGGCAGAAAGAUCUUCACGAAGUGACCAAAAUAAAUUCAGGAGCAGGUCGUCAGGAAGCCAUAAUAGAAACAAUAGUAAAGAUCCAAUUGACAAGGACACUGUACGAAGUGUGUCUGUUAACCGCUCAUCAAAUGAAAAAUCAUUGUCAAAAAGAAACAGUGAACCUAAAAGUGAUGCAUUUAUUGAUACUCUCAUCAAAUUACAAACUGAAUUGUCCCCUGAGGAGAAAUCACCUCAACAAAAGGAACGUGAAGCUUUAAUGGAGAAACAAAAGAAGUUACAGGUAUUUAUGAAAGAGGGAUAUGAAGCAAUGGAAAUGGGCUCAACAAAACAAGCUUCAGAAAAGUAUAAAUGUGCUUUAGAUAUUAUGGGUGAAUGUGACAUAAAGGUUUUUGGUAUGCCAGAAAUCAAUCGCAUAGUUUUGAGGUACACCUUAUCAAUAUGUUGGAUUGAAACUCUGAAUUAUAACAACAUUGUUCAGUCUGUUGGAUGUUUGAUGGAAAUAGAGACUCUUCAAGCAGAAGAUCUCCCAGCUGUUUAUUAUGGUUUGGGACGUGCAUUUUAUCGAUUGAAUAGGUUUAAAGUAGCUUUAGGUCAUUUAAAUAAAGGUUUAGAAAUGGUUGAAAAUAUGGCUGAAGUUGUACCUCAUCCUUGGCCAGGAACAAUCAAGAUGAUUGUGGAGACAACUAAAGUGGGUUUGAAGGAGUCUCUAAAUAAAUUGUGUUAUGAAUGCAGAACAUAUCGUGAACCUGAUGCUGUUUGUAGAUAUAAAGAAUGUCUAAAUGUGAGCUCUCACAUUUGUCCUUCAGAAAUUAUAUUUUACAGCGAUCCAGACUUUGUGGGCUAUGUUGUGAUUAUAUGCCAAGAGAAUUGUAAAAUAACAUACCAUGUAGGUUGUUGGAAGCAUUAUAAAGAGUGUCUGUCAUCAGUGGGAAAACUAUCAGAUAAGGAUGUGCUAGGUAAGGCUUGUUUAACAAGUGAUUGUGUAAAUGAAAGAAAUGAAAUAUCAGUGAUUGUCCGAAUAGAAGUUUAUGGAGAAGAUGGAAAAAUAAAAACGUCAUGUCUAAAAGAGCCUACAAAAACUGAUAAUGUAAAUGAACAUCGGAAAGAAAGGAGGAAGAAGAAUGAGAAGAUAGAAAAGCCUGUAAAAGUUAAAGUGCCUCGGGUUAGAGUUAAGAAAUUACCUCCUAGUUCACAAAAUAUUGUUAAGAAAGUGAAGAGACGAUCUACCAUUUCCAUUGAAGACAUAACCCGUUGCAAGCAGAAGCUAUCUAUGCUGCGUGAAAUAUACUUUGGUGUCGAUGAAACAAUCAGCUGGAAUCCACGAAAAGAUUACUUCGGAAGGCCUGAUAUUUCUACCCUUAAAACAUUCAUAAAUAGUAAAGAUUCAGAAAUUUUGAGAGAACGAAAAAAUUUCAUUUACACGUAUUUUUAUGAAUAUUUUAAUGAUGAAGGACCACAAAAAGUGUCUGCAAUAGAGAAAAAAUGGCUUGAAGAUAUUUCCCAAUUUCCAGGAAUAAAUGAAUUUAUGUCGGAACAUGAUGGAAUUUGUGAUUUUCUUCUUUUGUCCUAUCGCUUCGCAUGCAUCGAUGAUUACUUGUGCCUUGCUGACCAGUUAUCUGAUACUUACCAACGAGUGCAAGAAGAAGUGGGAGAAAGUUUAACAUUUAUAUUGAGUCAUUCUAAUCAUACAUUAGAAAAUGAACCUGAAAUAGAUUUAGUUGUGAAUAAAUGUACCCGUAAAUUAAUAGAAGACACAAGUUCAAAUAGCUCUAUUCCUGAUUUCCCUGUCGAACGACCUGGAACAAUAACUCCUAGUAGCUCUCAGGGUUAUUCUUCGGGAAUGCCAUGGAAUAAGAGAGAUUCAGAAUGUGACUCAUAUAUAAUUCAAGAUUCAUCAGGAAGUAGUUCAGGGGAAGAUUCGGAUUAUGACGGAAUUAUAACUUCUGAUUAUGAAAAUUAUGAUGAUUUUGAAAAAGUAAAUACCACAAUUGAUUCAAACGAAUCUCAUAUCAAUAUUAAUGUAGAACAAGUGAAAGGGAGCACACCUGUGUCAUCACAAAUUCCAGAGAAGUUAAUCGAUACAAGUUAUUGUCCUAGUGCUCACUGUAGUUCAAGUGCUGGAAGUGUCUAUUAUGAAUUAUCAGAUAAAGAUAUAAAGGAUUUGCAGAUUGCAGAUGCUGCUACUCAGGUUGUAGAUUUGCAAUUGGCAUUAAAAAAGGAUGCUGACACCCAAACAGAUAGUUCUUGUGAUUUGGAAAGAGAAAACGAAGACUUAAGAACUGUCAAUAGUCAGUUGUUACAGGCUGCGACUAUGUUGAAUGAUGAAAAACAGAAUCUAAUGUCACGUUUUCAAGAAGAGAUAAAUGGGUACAAACAAAAAAUACAAUUAUAUGAAAGUAGACUAUCCAGUCUCGUUGUUGAAAAGGAGCAGAAUGAAAAUGAUUUACAAUUUCAAAUUGGUAUAAGAGACUCCAAAAUUGAUGCCAUUAUUAAGAAAAAUCAUGAAGAAUUCAGCAAACUGGUGAAGAAAAAUGAAGAGGAUGCAGGUUUAUUAAAGAGAAAUCUAGAUUCAGAUGUAUUAAAUGUGGGAAAUUUAAAAGUUACUGCUGGUUUCAGAGAAACAAUGUCCGAACUUAACAAAGAAGUGGAAAAACAAGCUAACACUAUCAUUCGUUUGGAAGACCAACUGAGGCGAGCGAAUGAACAAAUUUUGACAAUCAGGAAAUUAUUUGGUGAAUUCAAACUGGAUAGUUAUCUGGCUAAAUGUAAGGAAAGACUGCACUGCAUGAAUAUAAUGUUUCAAUGGUUUCAAGACAACUCUUCUAGUGCUGAUGAACUAAAACCAGCAAUUGAAGCGUGGGAACGUGUUGCAGUAUCUCUUCAAGAAACUAGAGACUUGCUUCAGGUUCAAUACGACAUAUUAUCUCAGCAACUGAAGAAUAAAGUGAGUUCUGACUUUCUUCUUCAGUUGGAAUUGGCAGAUCUACCAGCAGAACCUCAUUAUCCAUUACAAGAUAUGAAUAAUGUUUUGCGCUUUACUGUGGAAUAUGCUCAUCACAAAAAUGGUUCUAUGAAUGGCAAAAAUGUAAUGAAUGCCUCUCGCAAUAAUUCACAGUAUACGGAGAUAUUAUCUACAUAUACAAAUUCUACGCUUGGGGUGCAGAAUCACUCUAAUCAAGACUUAUUUAACAUCAGAGCAACUAAUCCUUUUGGCUAUAGGCCUCCAUUCUAUCCAAACAGCUUGAGUGGUCCAAACACCUUCAGUAAUUUUCCAAGAACAAUGUCACCAACUCACAGUAACCAUCUUGGCCAUAUUCAGUAUUCAAGUGAGAUUAAAAAUAGUACAGUUACUGGAUCUUGGCCACCUGAAUUUCAUGUUGGUGGCUUGAGAAGCGAUAAGCCUGAUCAUGUAACUGGUGGCAAACCAGCUUCAGGUUUGAGAACUACAGAACCUGUUACAUUACCAACAUUUGCCAAUCAUGUUAGCGAAAGUAGAGAAUCUCUGACAAGUGGGGAGUGUGCCAGUCAUGCUACAGGUGAUACGGUGACUGAAAGGAAGGAUGGCCCCAGCCUUAUUGCAGAAACUAAACAAAGAGAAGUGUUUGGGGAGAAAAGAGCUAGUAGUUCAUCUGCUUCUGGUUUAACUCCUAUUGAAAUAACAAGACCAGGAAUUUCUGGUUUCACCUUAAAGCCAAUGAAUUUUGAAACAAAGCAGGCUGUAAAGGGGAGUACUCAAACACCAAAGCGAUGGAAUUAUCAAAAGCUGUUUGAAGAGUUGCAGAGGUUCUUCAGAACAAUCCCUGAAGUUGAACUAAGUGAAAGUCUUUUUAUUGUUCGAGAAAAAAAUGCAAACAAGCUUACAGGUUUGUCUGUUUCUACUAUUAUUCGCAGAGUUGAGAAAGUUUUGGAAGAUAGAUCCAGCAAAAAGAUAGGUAAUAUGGGAAUGGAUAAAUUUGGUUGUGCUGCAUGGGGAGAAGUGAAGGAAAAUGAUGUCAGUUGGCAAAAUGAUGAUGUUGAAAAUGAAUGUAUUAUUUGCCAUAUAAAUAUAGAGGCCAACAGUAAAACCAGUUUGCAGUGCAAACACACAUUUCACACUGAAUGUAUUCGCCAAUGGCUGCAUACUAAUAGUACUUGCCCUAUAUGUCGCAAAUACACCAGACUGAUUGAUGAAUUUCCACCUCUUGCAUAAACAAGAGGGUUUUUUUUACUGCGCGAGUCUUUGAAUAGCGCAAACCAGUAUUACAGUUGCCUUUUUACUUCCUGUGAUAAUAUGAAACUGAUCAAAUUCAUUUGCAUUGAUGCAGGAAAUUAUCUUUCGAUCAGUUAUUUGAGUAUUAUUGUUCAGAAAGUGUUGCAUUUUAUGAAACAUUCAGGAUAAAUUCCUGAGUUCCAGACUUUUUUGCAUUUAUUUGGAUACGUUUAAUAAAGAGUUCAAAAUGUAAUGCAUUUGUGCUAAAGACACAUGUUUUUUAACAUAUAACAUAUAUUUAAUAAAGAUGUUCAUGUAAGAGAUUUGUUUGAUGUUUUUGCUUUCGUUCAAAAGACCCAACCCAAGUACUUGAGAUGUUCAAGAAGAUUCACAUGAAUAUUGAUUUAUGCUUUGCCAUGUCACGAAUAUGGCACAUAUUUAUAUUUACUACUGUAGUCAAAGAAAUUACAUAAAAUAUGCUAAAAAAAAACUAAGGAAAAAUAUGCUCCGACUAAAGCAUGUCUUUUACUUUUCUCUAAUCGGAUAUAUUGACACAGGCCUGUCAGUGACACUUCUCUAUUUAGACAAUGUUUGUACUACCCCACUUCCUCACUUUUUC
This is a messenger RNA of Gryllus bimaculatus (two-spotted cricket), 5110 nucleotides long. Lineage: Eukaryota; Metazoa; Arthropoda; Insecta; Orthoptera; Gryllidae. The record is from the annotation of a GenBank genome assembly.